AUGGUUGAGUCCGUCAGUGCAAUCCGCUCGGACAAGCCCCGAUGCGAGGAUGCAAGGGACUCUUGCGCCAGUCACGCCGAUUCGAGACCUGACGGCGCGCACACUGCCUGGAGCCAGCCGUGCGACCUUCCGCCAAGCUUUCUAGACGCGUUGGGCCCCGCUCGCGUGCCGCUCGGCAGCGCGCAACUUCCUCGGCUUAGAGCACUGCAAUCUGAUCUCCCUGUGGGGGCGGCAGCGGAGUCGCCGCGGCGAGGCGAGCUAGAGUCCCCAAGCGACAACUUCGAACGCUGGGUCGCGGCGGGCGACACGCAGCGUGCACGGAGGCAGUCCAUGGUGGCGGCCCGCAGCCAUCCCAAUGCAGGCAGUGCGACGGCCACCGCGGGCCGCCGAAGCAUGCAGGUGCCGCGUAUGUCCAUGAGUGGGCGACGACAGUCCAUGGAUUACUCAGAACUCGACGCCGUGCGCGAAAGGCUUCAGCACGCUGCCAGCAUGUGGGCGCUUGAACUGGACGACAGCGCAGGCGACGAUCAAAGCGACGACGACGAUGAGCAGUGCGACGAAGAGGUCAUGGGCGACGCGUCCACACACUCGCCUUCCAUGGCUAAGACAACCUCGGCCACAGCAGCGCCGCAAGGUGCGGGCAGCAGUCACUCGAAUGGCAAGGGGGCGUCUCGGAAGCAGCGGCGACCAUCCAGUGGCGCCGGGAUGGGCGUGCAGGGCUUCCUAUCGCGGUGGAUGCAUAAGGGUGUUGCCUAG
This is a messenger RNA of Closterium sp. Yama58-4, 756 nucleotides long. NCBI's taxonomy places the organism in Eukaryota, Viridiplantae, Streptophyta, Zygnematophyceae, Desmidiales, Closteriaceae. The record is from the annotation of a GenBank genome assembly.